AUGACGGCCCAGGGGAGCCUGGUGGCCAACCGAGGCCGGCGCUUCAAGUGGGCCAUUGAGCUGAGCGGGCCUGGAGGAGGCAGCAGGGGCCGAAGUGACCGGGGCGGUGGUCAGGGAGACUCGCUGUACCCAGUUGGUUACUUGGACAAGCAAGUGCCGGAUACCAGCGUGCAAGAGACAGACCGGAUCCUGGUGGAGAAGCGCUGUUGGGACAUUGCCUUGGGUCCCCUCAAACAGAUUCCCAUGAACCUCUUCAUCAUGUACAUGGCAGGCAAUACUAUCUCCAUCUUUCCUACGAUGAUGGUGUGUAUGAUGGCUUGGCGACCCAUUCAGGCACUUAUGGCCAUUUCAGCCACUUUCAAGAUGCUAGAAAGUUCAAGCCAGAAGUUCCUGCAGGGUUUGGUGUAUCUCAUUGGAAAUCUCAUGGGUUUGGCAUUGGCUGUUUAUAAGUGCCAGUCCAUGGGACUGUUGCCUACACACGCCUCAGACUGGUUAGCCUUCAUUGAACCUCCUGAGAGGAUGGAGUUCAGUGGUGGUGGACUGCUUUUGUGA
Pipistrellus nathusii (Nathusius's pipistrelle) is the source of this 552-nucleotide messenger RNA. The record is from the annotation of a GenBank genome assembly. Lineage: Eukaryota; Metazoa; Chordata; Mammalia; Chiroptera; Vespertilionidae.